CUAUUUCGUUUCGGGAGUUCACUACUCCCUCACGCUUCUGGCGUUCCACCAUCUCUCUCUCUCUCUCUCUCUCUCUCUCUCUCUCUGAAGUUUGUGUCAGAGGUGCUAUUGGUUCAAUAAAGUUGUCGUAUUCGCAUAAUUCAAGGAGCUGUGACUUGUGUCCAUUUUGAUGGGUGAUAGUUCAGAUGAGUCCUUGGAUAUUAGUGAUUCUGAAGUUGGUGAGUAUGAAGAGAAAUUUUAUUUGAAGCUAAAGAAGGGAGAUGUUAGAGUAAAACACGCGGACAAUGCAUACAGAUGCCCAUUCUGUGCGGGGAAGAAGAAGCAAGACUACCAUUACAAAGAUUUACUUCAACAUGCCACUGGCAUCGGUAAUUCUCAUAGAGGUGGAAAAGUCAAGGCAAAUCACCUAGCAUUGGCAAGGUUCUUGAAGAAUGACCUACCUGACACAGGAGGGCCAUCCCAGAAACCAUUAUCUAUUGGGCAGCAGCCAGUUCCUAAGCCCAAGAAUGAAGAAAAAUUUGUAUGGCCAUGGGCUGGAAUCCUCGCUAAUGUCCCCAUAGAGAAGCAAAUGGAUGGACGCUAUGUUGGUGAGAGUGGAAAUAGAAUCAAGGACAGGCUUUCCAGAUUUAAUCCUCUGAAAGUUAUCCCAAUUUGGGGUUACCAUGGUCACUCGGGCUAUGCAAUUGUUGAAUUCAGCAAGGACUGGAGUGGUUUCAACGAUGCCAUGGCUUUUGAGAAACAUUUUGAAUCAGAUCAUUGUGGGAAGCAGGAUUUCGAUCGAAGAAGGAGACAUCACCGGCAGCAAUCAUACCUUUAUGGAUGGGUUGCUCGAGCCGAGGAUUACCACUCUAGGGAUCCAUUCGGUAACCAUCUACGGAAGAAUGGGGACUUGAAAACUGUUUCUGAAAUUACUGAUGAGGAACAAAGGAAGACUGGUAAACUUGUGAAAAAUCUAGCUAACGUGAUAGAGGCAAAGAACAAGCAUUUGCUAGAUUUGGAAUGCAAAUUCACGCAGACGACCAUGUCUCUUGAGAAGAUGAUUGAAGAUCAUGACAAAUUGCAGCACCAACAUAACAAAGAAAUAGAAAAGCUGCAGCGGGAAGCUAGUGAGCAUUCACGUAAGGUUAUAUUGGAGAAUGGAAAACUGAAGUCGGAGCUGGAAACUAAAAGGAAACAACUUCACACCAGAUCCAGACAACUUGAUAAACUAGUUGCUCAAACUGACGCUGAGAGAAAGAAGCUUGAUGAUGAGAGGCAGAAGAAUGCAAUGAUUAACAGCUCACUUCAAAAGGCAACUGAUGAGCAGAAGAUGGCUGAUGAGAAUGUCUUGAAGCUUCUUGAAGAGCAGAAGAGGGAGAGGAUGAUUAAUAACGAGAAGAUAUUACAGUUAGAAAGACAAUUGGAUGCAAAACAAAAGCUGGAGCUCCAAAUAGAGCAGUUGAAAGGGAAUUUACAAGUGCUGCAACAUAUGGAAAAUGAAGAUAUUGAUAGUAAGCAGAAGAUUGAUGACAUGAAGGAAGACCUCGAAACCAAGAUUGAAGAAUUGGAUUACAUACAAACUUUGAACCAGAACCUUAUCAUCAAAGAGCGCAUGAGCAAUGAUGAAUUGCAGGAAGCUCGCAAGGAAUUAAUCAUGGGACUGAAAGGCGCAUUGGGUGGGCGUUCUUUCAUUGGAAUCAAAAGGAUGGGUGAACUUGAUGAAAAGCCAUUUAGAGAAGCCUGCAAGCAGAAGUUUCCACAAGAUGAGCCUGAUAUAAAAGCUGCAAUACUUUGUUCUGAGUGGCAAGAGAAACUUAAAAACCCUGACUGGCAUCCAUUCAAAGUUAUAAUUACUGAUGGGAAGGAAAAGGAAGUUCUUGAGGAGGAAGAUCAAAAUUUGCAGAGCUUGAAGAGUGAAUUAGGUGAUGAUGUCUACCAAACUGUAAUUAAAGCCUUGUUGGAGAUCAAUGAAUAUAAUCCCAGCGGAAGGUAUGUUGUCCCAGAGCUUUGGAACUUUAAAGAGGGACGAAAGGCUACAAUGAAGGAGGUUGUGCAAUUCAUUCUGAGAAAUUAUAAGAACCAUAAGAGGAAGCGAUAAACCUCUAAUCUGCGACUUCGUUUGGACGAACUUCAUGCUGAUGCUCUGGUUUGCCUGAACAGAAGAUUGCCUGAUUUCUGUCUGUAAUUUUGUUCAACUCUGAUGAUCAUCAGUGAUAGAGAAAUUGCUAUAGAGUUUGUUUCCUUUCUUUGGUGACACCUUUGAUGCCAUGUAGUGAGGCUGGAAUUACUGACAGGUUUGUGCCAUAGAUGUUUGUAUCUAGCCUGUAAAUUUACCAACACUGCAAAUACUUUAACUGCAAGCUAUGGCAACCCCCUGUGGAACUUUCACCUUUCUUUCA
This is a messenger RNA of Dioscorea cayenensis subsp. rotundata (Guinea yam), 2378 nucleotides long. RefSeq names its product protein INVOLVED IN DE NOVO 2-like. NCBI's taxonomy places the organism in Eukaryota, Viridiplantae, Streptophyta, Magnoliopsida, Dioscoreales, Dioscoreaceae. The record is from RefSeq and is a predicted model, not a curated record. The transcript has 8 exons. Gene Ontology annotation, biological process: gene silencing by siRNA-directed DNA methylation. Bases 170 to 2077 code for a protein of 635 amino acids.